This is a messenger RNA of Porites lobata, 1056 nucleotides long. The record is from the annotation of a GenBank genome assembly. NCBI's taxonomy places the organism in Eukaryota, Metazoa, Cnidaria, Anthozoa, Scleractinia, Poritidae.
AUGGCAUGCCGGGAAUGCCAGGUGUUCCCCGGUCCUCAAGGACUCCAAGGAAGGGACGGUACUAAGGCAGAAAUUGGUGAUAAAGGAUCCCCUGGAAUGCCGGGUCCAAGAGGAGACAGAGGGCGAGAAGCGCCCCCCGGGAAGAGUGGACCCCGAGGAAUCAAGGGAAUAAAAGGUCAACCGGAACUUGUGGGUAUCAAAGGAGAGCGAGGCAUUGUGGGAAAUCAAGGAAGAAAAGGAGACAAAGGAGAGAAAGGAGAAAGCGCCAAAGCAAGUCAAGCAAGUAUAGUACCACAAACCGACUGGAAACAAUGUGUGUGGAAAUCAACCAGCAGUACUGAUAACGGAAAGAUUAAGGUAAUUAGAAUAAGAAUCAUGACACAAUCCUAAGAAAAUUCAUUCUUUUUUAAAUUAAUAAAAAUUCAAAGAUGAACGUCUCCCCUCUCACCCACAGCUGGCCAAACAUUACAUUAAUAACUAAGUUACAUUUCCCUCUACUUUGGUUCUUUUUGAAAGAAAAAAAAGAAAAAAGAAAAAGUAAAACCAACCUGCGUGAUAAAAUGAUUCCUGGUCAUAUGGAUAAGGACAACAAAAAUGAAGCUAUUACAGAGUUUUUAAACACAAGAAAGUAAUCCUGACAGGAGUACUUAGUAUUAUACACGUUGCUUGCCUUAUUACAAUAUGUUUGAUUUGUUUAAUUUUAUUCCAGGACUGUGCGUUUAACAAACUGCAGUCUAAUUCAGCGUCUCAUUCCAGGGCAACACGAGGGUCUUUAGUCAUUAUAAGUGUAACCGGUGGUAUUUCAAGUUCAAUGGAAAUGAAUGCAGUGGACCAAUGACGAUCGAGGCUGUUGUUUACAACAACUGGCCAUCUGGGAACCCUAAUCUGCUGCAUCAUCGAUCAUUUGAGGGGUACUGUGAAAACAUCCCACAAGGGGCGGUCAGAGUGAAAUUAUGGGUAGGAAAGUGUAGCGGCUACACCUUGGGUAAUGCUGAAACUGGGUGGAAUUCAGUGUCCCGGAUAAUGAUUGAAGAAGCAUCUAGGUCCCAGUCCUAA